CGCCCCCUGCUGUGUAGACUACUAACACAGGUGAAGGAGACAAGAAGAGGAAGAAGAAGAAGGAGAAGCUUUUUGGAUUAAAAGGGAAGGCAAUGACGCGUCUAAUAUAAAUAAUUGUAGGAUAACCGGGAAUAAAUCAUGGUAAACUUUGGAGUAUGCUGCACCAGCCUCAAGGACAGCAAGGCCUUGAUGAAGAUGGGCCUUGGGCUGGUGCUGGUAGGUCACAUGAACUUCCUGCUGAGUGCGCUGGUGCACGGUGCUGUGCUCAGGCACAUCAGCGUCCACGCCCUGGCUCGAACCAUGGUGUACGCCAUCGCCAAUGUGAUCGCUAUUGUGGCUGGCCUUCUGGGAAUCAUUUGUGGAAUACUUACCAUUGUUUUGUCCAAAAACAAGAAAAGAGUGCCACUGAAAUGGUCCCUGUUGGUCACAAGCUUCAUAUCGGGCCUCUUAGGAACGGCCUCUGCCCUUGGUGUCAUGGCCUCCACGGUGAAGGCCAUAAUGCACAAUGGGCGGGGCCUGUUGACCCACUGCAAGUUCCCUGAUGCUGAUGGCUAUUCCAGCAUCACCUACGAAUGCCCCUUUGACCCCACCCGAAUCUAUGGAACCACGAUAGUCCUCUGGAUUCCCCUCAUCGUGUUGUCCGUGGUGCAGCUGGUGUUUUCCUUCCGCUGCUUUGCGCUCUGCACCUCCUCCCUCUAUCUAUGCCCGUGCCACAAGAGGCCUCGCAACGCCAAAAGGGUUCGCAUUCAGAGACAUCAUCAAACCGCACCGUCAGUGGUUUCGGCCCCGGAACCAGACAGCGAGCUGGAGACUCCGGAGCAACAUGAACUGUUGGACCGUCACACUUCAGAAGGACCGAGUGACUGGCUCUGAACCUGCCAGGUCACCUUCCAGAGAGAACUUAAAACCUGCUGCGUAGAAACACUGUAGCUGAAGAAAACUCCAGCCCAACUCCAGAGGGAGCUGAUAAGUCAACGGUUACGCUAAGGACUAGUCUCGUCUAAUGAUGAACUGGACAGUCGAUACAUACAAGGAUGUAGUGCAACCACAGAAAUAAGUGACUACCCUUCAGGACUUGGUGGGAUCAAAUUGCUUUAUUCACAUGAGAAAAUAUCAAUUUCUCAAAAGUAUAAGUACUUUGUAAACAAUGUUAUAAAUGCUGUUAUUUUGUAAUUGUAGGAACUACUGUUAACUUCAUCAUGUGCACAAUAUGCUUUUGGACUCAAGAUGAUAAUUCAAGUGAACAUUUAUUUACUAUUUUUUUUUAUUAAAACGUGGUCUAUACACCA
Gadus morhua (Atlantic cod) is the source of this 1289-nucleotide messenger RNA. RefSeq names its product transmembrane protein 54a (gene tmem54a). The coding region runs from base 139 to 873 and encodes 244 amino acids. The transcript is spliced from 6 exons. The record is from RefSeq and is a predicted model, not a curated record. NCBI's taxonomy places the organism in Eukaryota, Metazoa, Chordata, Actinopteri, Gadiformes, Gadidae.